Messenger RNA from Mesocricetus auratus (golden hamster), 3365 nucleotides. RefSeq names its product GRAM domain containing 2A (gene Gramd2a). Gene Ontology annotation, molecular function: phosphatidylinositol-4,5-bisphosphate binding. Gene Ontology annotation, biological process: regulation of store-operated calcium entry. The record is from RefSeq and is a predicted model, not a curated record. The transcript is spliced from 12 exons. The coding region runs from base 199 to 1191 and encodes 330 amino acids. NCBI's taxonomy places the organism in Eukaryota, Metazoa, Chordata, Mammalia, Rodentia, Cricetidae. Gene Ontology annotation, cellular component: organelle membrane contact site; extrinsic component of cytoplasmic side of plasma membrane; endoplasmic reticulum membrane.
AACUUCUGCUUUCAGCAUGAACAUGCCUGUGUCGGUCCUCCAGGGCGGGGCUGGAGACUCAACUCUUCCUGGACUAGCUAGCAGUUGCCUGGAAGUUAAAACUAGGUGGACAGACUGAUCUUUACUGGGGGGGCAGGAAUUAACUGAACUUUAGGUUUCCAGGCAAGACGCUGUGGGAGACACCUCCCAGUAGACAUAAUGCAAAUGAAGAUGACAUAUUUUGACCUAUCAAAUUGGCAGAGGAACCAACAGAUGCAUGGAAAGACAGCGCCUCUAAAGAGUCCCGUACCCUGCACAGAGAAACCAGAAAAGGCCCAGGAGCCCCCAGAUGACAGUCUACACUGGUCAGAAGGCUUGAAGAGUGAAGAGAUAAAGAAAUAUGGCCGGCAAGGGACACUCCUGAGCAAAUACAACCAGCAGUUCCACAAGCUGUUUAAAGACAUCCCCUUGGAGGAGAUGGUUCUCAAAGUGUGUUCCUGUGCCCUCCAGAGAGACCUCCUCCUGCAUGGCCGACUCUAUAUCUCUCCCAACUGGCUCUGCUUUCAUGCCAGCCUCUUUGGCAAGGAUAUCAAGGUAGUCAUUCCUGUGGUAUCUGUGCAAUUGAUCAAGAAACAUAAGAUGGCACGUCUCCUUCCCAACGGACUGGCCAUCACCACAAACACCAGCCAGAAGUAUGUCUUUGUGUCUCUGCUCUCCCGGGACAGUGUGUAUGACAUGCUGAGGAGGGUCUGCACUCACCUACAGCCUUCCAGCAAGAAGAGUCUAAGUGUAAGGAAAUUCCCCGAGGAAGCCGAGUGCGAGUCUCCGGUGAGAGCCGAAGCUGGGAGCAAGGGCCUGAGGGAAAUCCUUACCCCUGAGAUGAAGUGGAGAAACGUGUGCUCAGCCUCCACAUCACUGUCACUCCCAGACAACAUCUCUUGUGUCUCUCGGAUACCCACAGACUCCACAGAUAGCUGCUUUCCCUCCAGGAAACCUCCAGGGUCUGAGACCACCUGUGACGAAGAUUCACUGGAGGAAGAGCCCACGAUGGACCAGGAAUUGAGGCUGUGGGAUUCCCGGCUCCUCAAAGUCAUCUUUGUGAUGAUCUGCUUCUUAGUUGUGUCCUCGUCCUAUCUGGCAUUCCGCAUUUCCCGGCUGGAACAGCAAUUAUGUUCCUUGAACUGGGGUGGUCCACUACCAGGGGACAGGUAACAGUCAGUUGGCCUUCGUCCUCACACCUUGUCUAAGGAUGCUCUGGGUGCUGUCUCUACCAAUGAUUCCUGAGGUUUAUACUGCAGUUGUGCUGAGAAUGAGAAUGAAGGAAAAUAAUCUAGAUCCUUCCUCCAGCCCCCUGCCCCAACACUUCUUUCCUCAAUGAGUGAUCUGAAGUAACUGUUUACAGAUUAACUGGCUCCUACAAUUUUGGACUCAAACAAAAUGUUAGAUCUUUUGUUUUUUUAAUCAGAUGAGGAGUUCUGUACACUAAGCUUCAGCGACCACUGAAAUGAUAGAAAACAUAUUAACUUGGCUUUUUGUAAGCAGUGAUUCUGGCACACUGGCAGAGCCCUGGGGGCCUCCUCCAGGGACAAAGGGCAUGCUUUGAUACCUGGAUUGCUGCUGGCUGUCACAUGACACACUCUAGUGAGUGUUGGGAGAGGUGGGGGUUGGGGACAUAACAGAGGCACAGACUGUCUCUGUGAGCUCUGCUGCCUCCCCACACUCUGUGAUCUUACUUAGGCCUCUCAGAAUCUUUGUUCUGGAGCCCUCAGGACUUCUCUGCAGGGAGCCAGACACCUCAGGGCAUAUGAGAAGGCUGGAUGUAAAGAACAGAGCUCAUGGCAGGGGAUUAGCAAGAGACCAAACUUGGUGCUCUGAGCUGAGCUGGAUGAGACUAAGAUUGGAGGUCCCAGAAUCCCUAUUCUGCAUCAGCCCCCUCUUUGGUUGGACAGGUGGAACAGGGGCUUAGGUAUUUGGUACCAGGACUAUUCCCAGUGGUCCACAGACAUUUCCAAGGGCCUGGCCAUAAGCAACAGGAAGGUGGGAAAUUUGAUUUGAGAUCCAGCUGCUGGCAUACUUCCUGCAUGGCCAACUGCUCUUGUGAGAGUGGCUUGGCAGGACAGUGGGAUCUGACAGUGUUAGGCCACUUCCUGGCAGAGCUCACUCAUGUCACCUGCAGCCUGUAUGUUACAAGCCAGUCUGUAGGGUCCAGUAAUCUAAAUGAGGUAGAGGUAUCCAGGUGGGACAGGUUCAGUGUAGUGAUCAGGUAGUUAUCUCUCUGACCCCUUGGGGAGAAGAUGGGAGGUAAUGACGUGGGUGCACACUGAUGGUUUUUUCUGUAAAGCAUCUUCUUUUUCAUUCUAAAAAGGACCCUGGUCCUCGGGACUCUCACCGGCUAAGACAGUGCCUUUGAAGGUUCUAGAAGGGCCUUAGGGAGGAAGCCAGAGGUUUCAAGGAAAAGCACAGGUGGUGCGGGGGCGGCAUUAGGAGUAGGCACUGUUUCCUCCCUCUGAUGCUGGGAGGUUAACUGGGGGAAGAAACCCAGGUGGGGAUUAUUGCAGAUAUGAUUGUCUCAUUUAGGACAAAUCCAAGCAGGACUGGAGAAAGGACAGUAGUUGACAACUCCCUGAGCUCAGACUAGAGGUCCCUUCACCAUCUCCCCAUUCUAGUUUCUAGGGUUGAACACAGAGCCCAGCCUUGUAUGUUGUUUGUACCAAAUCUCUACAUCUCAGGUGAAAACCAGUGUCCAUUUCUUCUGCCAGGACCACACCAUCAAAUGCCCAUCCUUUAAUGCCUACCCCUUUGUUUUAAUCACUCUCCCUCACUCUUUUCCAUGGAAUUUUCAUGGAAACAAUCCUCACCGCCCCAGGACUUUCCCUUCCUGGUCCCUGCCAGAAGAUGGGAGAACAAAUCUGUUCUCUGAGCCUUGCUAGGUUGAGCCAGGGUUCAUGAGAGGUGCCAAGUCACAAGUGGCUGUGCCAACAUGCUGUGGAAAACGUGGUCUCCAGCCAGCCCAAGGCUCAGAAAGGGCAGCAGGCUGUACGUAGGUGGCUCUGGAGGUGUACUCAGGACAAGGGCCUUGAGUGAUACACGUGAGUCCAUUCCUCUGGAGUGUCCUCUCUCUGCUUCUUCUCCCCUUCCGCCCCCAUCUAGCUCCUCUAGAGGAACUGUGUGUCUGCUGUGAUCAUUCGUUGUCCAUGAGUAUUUAUACAUUUCCAAUUGCAUUGGCUAACGGUUCUCUGAUUCCCUGAAAGGCCGGUUCAGUAAGAGUGGUUGUCCACCGUGGUAUUAGCCUUUGAAACUAAAACAACAACAACAACAAAAAUGGGUUAAAUCCCUGGUACUGAAAAGAUGUUUUUUAAAAAAUAAAAACCUUGAUUUUUCUAGUG